Mucor mucedo is the source of this 897-nucleotide messenger RNA. RefSeq lists its product as uncharacterized. The transcript has a single exon. Bases 25 to 765 code for a protein of 246 amino acids. The record is from RefSeq and is a predicted model, not a curated record. Lineage: Eukaryota; Fungi; Mucoromycota; Mucoromycetes; Mucorales; Mucoraceae.
UGAAAACGUUAUAUAGACGUAGAAAUGAAUACACUUUUCCAUUCAAAAGACGAUAACCCAAAUUACGUUGUUGUAUCUAUAGCUUUAGUACAAUCAGAAUUGUUCUGGAUGUGCUCCGUCAUUUUCUGUUUGCUUCGAGAAUCCAAGUUACUUAAUGAACGUCCAAAAACCUCGACAGCAAGAAAUAGGGCUUACUCAGAAUCGGGCACUUCCUCUAGUCAAUCAAAAAAGAGCGGUCAUAUCAGAAUAGACAAUUGUAUUUUACUAAACGAACAUGACGAAACCAGUAAACUUAGACGCCGGCUAAGUCUACCAAAUGAGGUUGUUGAAUUUAGGCUUAGACCAUCAGCAGAGGACGAGCUUGUUGGCAAUACAUGCCCUCCGUUGUGGUGGCAAAAAACUCGAGUGAAGUUGGGACAUGCAGCUGUUCACGGUGACUCUAACUAUACUAAAUCAGCUAGUAGUACAUUAAGAUCAUCUGCCUCCAUAUCGUCAAUUGAAUCAUUACCAAUAAGUGAUCUUUCAAGUCCAUGUGGUGCAUCCCUAAGAUCAUCUACUGUAUUUACUUCUGUAAACGAUAACAAUUACGCUAUCUCUUUAGCGCCAGUCUCGACAAGGAAAUCAAUACAAUCUUGUUCUUCAGCAGAGAGUGCAUCAUUAAAUGAAAAACAAUCGACCAAGAGGAAACUAAUGUCUAAACUAAACACCGCUUUACUUUCACAUUAUAAUCGUAGAAAGCAGUCAAUAGACCCUAAAUCAAUAUAAGAUGUAAAAUAAAACUCUGUACAGUACAUACAAGUCGUUUCAUAUAGCGGAUUUUAAAUAAAAACUUAAUAUAUACAUAAAUAUCUUUUGGAGGAUACAUAUACUUCGCGAAAUGAUUAAUAAAUAAUGGGC